AUGUCUUAUCUCGACGGCAAUAUGAAUCUCCUCAAGAAACAAAUCUUCCUGGGUCACCAGAUCAUAGGAGACAAGUUAUGGAGAGACAAUAUCAAACUAGUCAAUGCGGGUGACAUCAAGGGUGCCAAAGUAAUCAUGGGCAAGUUGCAACAGACUGUCGGUAUAUUCAAUUACUUGAAUUAUGGUGAACUGCGCCCGUACAUGGACGCGGCUUGGGCUCAGGUGGCAAAGGGGAUGGAAUACGCAGAUAAGCACAUGCCUGAGCUCAAGGGUAUUCUGGCUAUUUGGAAGGAGUUCGAGCCAGCAUUCUAUUCGAACAUGGUGAAGGUCGCACAGGAUAAUUUCUUGUCGAGGAUCUCACAAAUAGCCGCCAAGUACCCAUUGGGAGGAUCUGUGAGCAAUGAUGCUGUGACCAAGAUGAUCUAUGAGUAUGAGCAGUUGAAGAAGGCUGUAGAUCAGAUUGCAUUUAAACUGUAA
Molecule: messenger RNA, 477 nt
Organism: Penicillium subrubescens
Lineage: Eukaryota; Fungi; Ascomycota; Eurotiomycetes; Eurotiales; Aspergillaceae
Exons: 2
Coding region: 1-477 (158 amino acids)
Source: RefSeq, a predicted model, not a curated record